AAACCUCAAAACCAAUAAAAAAAAUUCUCUCUUCUACUUCACACUCUUUACUCUACACAACCAUGUCAAACUCCACCAACAACAUAUUUCACACUAAAAUAACCCUACUAUAUCUCUUUUUGCUAUUUUCACCUCUACUUGCUUACUCAUACAACCCUGAUUACAACUAUGCAAUCAAUUGUGGCAAUCCUGCAGAUACUAAAGCCUCAGACAAUCGAAAUUGGCUUGGUGAUAAUAUUCAUAACUCCAAUAUAUUUUCCUUCAUUGAACCAAAUUCCACAAACCCAUCUUUUACAUCACAACCUAAUUCUCUCUCAAAUAUCCAAACUCCAUUCUUAACCGCACGUGUCUCUUUCUCAAAUUUCACAUACUCAUUUUCUAGCAUCAAUACUUCUCCUGUUUUUAUUCGCCUUCAUUUUUACCCAACUUCUUAUCAAAACUUUGAACCCUCCAAUGCAAAUUUUUCUGUCAAAGUAAAUAACAACCUUACCCUUCUUAACAACUUCAACCCUUUACUUUGGCUUCAUCAUGAUGAUGAGGAAAAAAUCACCAAAGAAUAUUGCAUCCAAACCAAACCAAAUGAGAAGCUAGACAUAACUUUCGUUCCAAGUAACAUAAACCAAUCAAAUGUUUAUUAUGCUUUUGUUAACGGGAUCGAACUUGUGUCUAUGCCUUCUUUUCUCUAUUACACUGAUCUCGAUGACAUGAACUACCAUAUCAAGUUUCUUGGCUUUGACGACAGUGCUAGCGAAUACCAAAUUCGCAAGGACAAAGCUUUUGAGACUGUUUAUAGAGUCAAUAUUGGUGAUAAUCAAGUUCCACCAAAUGAAGAUACCGGUAUGUUUCGUAAUUGGGACAACGAUUUUCCUCGUUACUUGGAGAAACAGCUUCCACAAAGUGAACCAGUUGAUUGGGGACAUCAUCUCAACUUUAAAAACAAUACCAUUCCAAAUUACACUGCACCUGAAGCAGUAUACUUGACUGCAAGAAGUUAUGGGAACUAUGAAACAGAGAAUUAUAAUGUAACUUGGAAUUUUGAAGUUGAUUCUGCUUUUACUUAUAUGGUAAGGCUGCACUUUUGUAUGUUUGAUUUGACCAUAAAAAAUGAACUUGGUAUGGUCUUUCAGAUUUUCAUAGCUGAUAAUUUAGCUGAGAAAAGAGCUGAUGUGAUUGCGUGGAGUGGUGGUAAUGAGAUUCCUGUUCAUAAGGAUUAUGCUGUGCCAAUGUACUCUCUAGAAGGAAGCUCUCAAAUUGAAAGAGUUAACCUUUCAAUCAAGCUACAACGCGCACCAGAAACUUUCUUCACACUAUACCGUGAUGUCUUCCUGAAUGGAAUUGAGAUUUUCAAGAUAAAUGAUAAAAGUAACAAUCUGGCAGGAUUGAAUCCGAAUUAUUCAUCUCCAAAUGGGAAAGUAUUACCAACUCCAAAACCAAACUCAAAGAAGUCAUCAAUAUUCAUGGUUGUUGUGGUUGGAGUUUCAUGUCUCUUGCUAGCAUUUGUUGUUGUGGGAAUAAUAGUUUUUGUAAGAAGGAGAAGAAGUUUUGAGUCUAAUUUUGAAAUGGAAGAAAGUUUAUGGAAGAAAAAGAGUGAAGGUUCCUCAACUUUACCAUCCCAUUUGUGUCGCUAUUUUACAAUAGCGGAGAUAAGAACGGCUACAAACAACUUCGACGAUAUUUUUAUCAUCGGAGUUGGAGGAUUUGGAAAUGUGUACAAGGGUUACAUCGAUGGGGUUACACCUGUUGCAAUAAAACGACUGAAGUCAGGUUCUCAACAAGGUGUAGACGAGUUUCUGAAUGAGAUCGAGUUGCUCUCUGAGCUUCGUCAUAUUCACCUGGUUUCUCUUAUUGGAUAUUGCAAUGAUGGUAUAGAGAUGAUUCUUGUUUACGAGUUCAUGCAACGCGGAACUCUUUGUGAAUAUCUCUAUGGUUCGGAUAAUGAACCUCUUACAUGGAAACAAAGACUUGAGAUUCUAUUGGGUGCUGCGAGGGGGUUGAAUUAUCUUCAUGAAGGCGCAAAGUACAAUAUCAUACAUCGUGAUGUGAAAAGUACGAACAUAUUGUUGGAUGAGAAAUGGGUGGCUAAAGUUUCUGAUUUUGGGCUAUCAAAAGUGGGACCCACGGGAAUUUUGAUGACUCACGUCACCACUGUGGUAAAGGGUAGUCUCGGGUAUUUAGAUCCUGAAUACUACUUACGCCAAAGGUUAACUCUAAAGUCUGACGUGUACUCGUUCGGUGUGGUGCUUCUUGAGGUGUUGUGCGGGAGACCUCCUUUAAUGCGUUGUUUAGAUAAGCAAAACUCGAGUUUGGUUGUUUGUUUUCAAAGAUGUUACAAUGAAGGUGUGAUAAUUGAACGGUUGGUGGACCCAUUCAUAAAGGAUUCUAUAACAGAUGAGUCUUUGAAAUGUUAUUGUCAAAUGGCUUUGAAUUGUUUGCAUGAUGAUGGGAAUCAAAGAAUGUCCAUGAGUGAUGUUGUUGGAGGGCUAGAGUUAGUUUUGAUGUUGGAGAUGAGUGAGGAGGAUGGUAAGUUUGGAAGGACCCAAGAAAAGAAAAAGAGUGAAAAAAGGAUACAAUCUCUAAAGUUUACCAAUGAUGAUGGAAAUGACAUGAGUUUAAUGAGUAUAUGUGGUGGAGAUUAUGGGUCUCAUACUAGCAAGACAAGCACCAUUUCCAUCAUAAGUGAAGACCAACCUUUGUUUUCAGCUAAUGUGUUUUCUGAAAUUGGAAAUCAAUAACGGUUGGGGUUGGUUGAAAAUAUACAUUUUAAAAAAGUAUCACAUUAUUUAGUUUUGUAAAUGAAGGAGUCAAAGACUAUAUAAAAGAUUCAAGUUCUUUAUUACAAAAUGAUCUAAUAAAAAAAAAUCACAUUAUUUAGUUUUAUAUUUUCUCUUAUAUUCUUGUGUUAGAGUGUUGCGAGGGGUAGUUAAAUAUUUUCUUUAGAGAGUGUGGGUUUAUUGGAGCCUUGGGGUAG
Molecule: messenger RNA, 2968 nt
Organism: Vicia villosa (hairy vetch)
Lineage: Eukaryota; Viridiplantae; Streptophyta; Magnoliopsida; Fabales; Fabaceae
Product: putative receptor-like protein kinase At5g39000
Exons: 1
Coding region: 63-2732 (889 amino acids)
Biological process (GO): protein phosphorylation
Molecular function (GO): protein kinase activity; ATP binding
Source: RefSeq, a predicted model, not a curated record